Trifolium pratense (red clover) is the source of this 676-nucleotide messenger RNA. RefSeq names its product immediate early response 3-interacting protein 1-like. The record is from RefSeq and is a predicted model, not a curated record. Gene Ontology annotation, cellular component: endoplasmic reticulum membrane; Golgi membrane; COPII-coated ER to Golgi transport vesicle. Gene Ontology annotation, biological process: endoplasmic reticulum to Golgi vesicle-mediated transport. Bases 200 to 433 code for a protein of 77 amino acids. Lineage: Eukaryota; Viridiplantae; Streptophyta; Magnoliopsida; Fabales; Fabaceae. The transcript is spliced from 3 exons.
AAUUUGGUGUUACGGCUUAAAAAAAGAAGAAAUAGUAUCAUUCUUCUCUUUGGUGCAAGCAAAACAAUCGAUAAAACGCAGCGUUUUGGCCCAAUUCGUUUGAUCUUAGCAUCGUGAUUGAUCGUCCCUCUUCCCUAAUUCACCGCGUCGACACCGUCACCGGCAAAGCUAUUCACCGUUCCGUUCUGUAAUCAGGGAAAUGGGUUUGUGGACAUUACUUGAGGGACUCCUGCUUCUGGCAAAUGCUCUAGCAAUAUUAAAUGAGGACCGCUUUCUUGUCCCUAAAGGAUGGGGCUUAUCAGAUUUUUCAGGAGGUAGGACAAAGUCUUUCAAAGGCCAGAUUAUAGGUCUCAUUUACGCAACUCAGUACCUACGAGUCCCUCUUAUACUUUUUAACUCCGUCUUCAUUAUUGUAAAGUUGGUUUCUGGGUGAUGUCUAGCAAGGUGUUCGAUGAUCCCACGUCAUUAACCGAGGAGGAGCUGUAUGAAUUGCGAAACAGCUGGGCAACUUGUUUUCUUGACCUAUACAAUCCCGAGGUAGAUUAUGAUGUUGCCGAUGAUGAGGCUUAGGAGCUAGCUAGGUUAAUUUGUGUGAUGUUACAAUGGAUUCACAUUAAUUAGGAUGUUUUGAAUUGUAAUGACUUGUAUUUUGCUUGAAUGUUAUAACAUUUUGGAU